AUGGUGCGCCAUCCUCGUGUCACUUUUCGUUCUCCUGUAUAUCUUAUCAUAUAUGUAGAUGAUGACGAAGGUGCCGCACAUUUACACGAACUCAGCAAGCUUGCGGAGAAGGAUCCCGAGUUCUACACGUAUCUGCAGGAGAAUGACAAAGAGUUGCUCGAGUUCGACCCGGAUUCUAUGGAUGCUAAUGAGGACGGAGAUGAUGAAUAUGAGGAGGAAGUCGAGGAUGAGGAGAUGGCGAGCGUGCCUGAGCUCACGAAGAACAUUUUGCAGAACUGGCAAAAGGCAAUACUCGAGCACCGGUCAUUACGUGCGCUGAGGAAGCUGCUCAUCGCGUUCAGGUCUGCUGUACACAUGAACGAAGAGGACCAAGUCGUAGCCUGGUCAAUCAACCACUCGACAGUGUACAACAAGCUUGUCACGACUGCAUUUAAAUACACUCCAGUUGUGCUCACCCACCACUGCCCACACAAGACUCUCCCUGAUGGUAGAUUCAAAAGCCCGACGCAGAAUCACAAAUGGAAAACGCUGCAGAAGCUGAUUCUGUCGUAUUUUCACAAUGUGAUGCAACUCUUGACGCAGCUCACGGACAACGAGCUCCUCGUCAUGGCUCUUUCUGAGACGGCGAAGCUUGUGCCAUACGUGACGAGCAGCCGCAAGGCCAUCAAAGUCUACUUGAAGGCAUGUCUUGACCUAUGGUCAUCUUCAGAGGACAAGGUCCGGAUUGCGGCCUUCCUAUGUGUGCGGAAACUUGCCUCAUCGACAGAUACGUCGCUCCUGGAUAUGGCUCUGAAGAAUACCUACAUCACACUCGUUCGCGCCUGCAAACAGACCAGCGCACACUCUCUGCCGUCGAUUAACCUGAUGAAGAAUUCGGCUUCUGAGCUCUACACGAUUGACCAUGCAGCCGCGUAUCAGCGCGCGUUCGGCUACAUUCGUCAGCUUGCAAUACUCCUUCGCAAUAGCAUAAAGACCAGGAGCAAGGAGUCAUAUAAGCAGGUGUACAACUGGCAAUAUGUACACUGUGUCGAUUUCUGGGCAAUCGUUCUUGCGCGGGCGUGUGACCGUCAGUCAGAGGCGGCACGUGGUGGCGAGAGCGAAUUGCGGCCAUUGAUUUAUCCAUUGGUACAGGUAUCGUUAGGCGCUGUGAAACUCAUCCCUAAUGCUCGCUCCUACCCCUACCAUUUGCAACUCUCGCGCUCCCUGCUCCACCUUUCACAGCAUACGCAUACCUACAUUCCACUUGCACCGACUUUGUUGCCGAUGAUCGUAACCCCGCUAACAAGCUCGUUCAACAAAGGCGGCUCGCUGCGCCCGCUCGACUUCGAGACGACGCUGCGCGCUCCACAACAAUACCUAAAGACGCGCGUAUAUGGCGAGGGCGUCGUUGAUGAAGCGUGCUCUGUGCUUGCUGAGUAUUUGGCUAGCGUUCCGGUCCAUGCGAGCGUUGCGUUCCCUGAAGUCACUGUCCCGGUCCUCGCUGCGUUGCGCCACGCCAUCAAGGCUGCAUACAAGUUCACCGGUAAUGGCAAGGACAAGAAGGGGAAGAGCAAGGGCAAGGAAGCGGUAACGGUGAAAGCGCUGGUGGAUCGUGUGGAAGAGAGUGUGAAGUGGGUCGAGGACCGCAGAAAGGGCGUAUCAUUUGCGCCGGAAAAACUGGAUGAGGUGCAUCGCUGGGAAAACAAUGUCAAGACUGAGGAGACACCGUUGGGCAAGUUUGUGCGUGUGCAGAGGAAGGCGAAAGAGAAUAGACGUAGGUUAAUGGAGAAGGUAUGUUCCAGUAUUGGUGGUAAAAUGUUAAACUAA
Molecule: messenger RNA, 1806 nt
Organism: Phanerochaete carnosa HHB-10118-sp
Lineage: Eukaryota; Fungi; Basidiomycota; Agaricomycetes; Polyporales; Phanerochaetaceae
Exons: 6
Coding region: 1-1806 (601 amino acids)
Biological process (GO): ribosomal large subunit biogenesis
Cellular component (GO): nucleoplasm; Noc2p-Noc3p complex; nucleolus
Source: RefSeq, a predicted model, not a curated record